Molecule: messenger RNA, 693 nt
Organism: Cladophialophora carrionii CBS 160.54
Lineage: Eukaryota; Fungi; Ascomycota; Eurotiomycetes; Chaetothyriales; Herpotrichiellaceae
Exons: 1
Coding region: 1-693 (230 amino acids)
Molecular function (GO): S-adenosylmethionine-dependent methyltransferase activity; O-methyltransferase activity
Source: RefSeq, a predicted model, not a curated record
AUGUCCAACCCCACGACCCUGUACCAACGCAUCCAACAGAUCGACUCGCAAGCCCACACGGCCCUCCUGCCGAACAACACCCCUCUCGCCGAUGCCCUCACCCACGCGCUCACCAACUCCGCUGCGCAGGGUUUGCACCCCAUCACCAUCUCUCCGCUCCAGGGUCAAUACCUGGCCAUCCAAGCCCAGCUGAUCUCGGCGCGGCGGGUGCUCGAAAUCGGCACCCUGGGAGGCUACUCGACCAUCUGGUUCGCGAGCACCGGCGCGCACGUCACCUCGCUGGAGAUCAACGGGCAUCAUCGCGCCGUGGCGGUCGAGAACGUCCAGCACGCCGGGUACGCCGACAGUGUGGACAUCAUAUUGGGGGAUGCCAUGGACACGUUGCCUAGACUUGCGGGCGACUCCCGGGCGCCAUUUGACCUCGUUUUCAUCGACGCGGAUUGGGAUUUGCAGUUUGAGUAUUUCGAGUGGGCCGUGCGACUUGUCAGGCCUGGCGGGUGUAUUUACGUGGAUAAUGUGGUGAGGGCGGCGCUGCAGCAGACCGGAGGCUCAGAGACUUUGGUCGACAGGGUGGGCGGGAUGGAGGGCGUGCAGGCGACGCAUGUGAGUUUCGUGAGCGGUCAUAAGGGGCGUGAGGCGGACAUGUUUGAUGGCUUUCUGUUGGCUAUUGUCAAGGAGAAGGGAGCGGCUUGA